Molecule: messenger RNA, 3609 nt
Organism: Girardinichthys multiradiatus
Lineage: Eukaryota; Metazoa; Chordata; Actinopteri; Cyprinodontiformes; Goodeidae
Product: E3 ubiquitin-protein ligase RNF38-like
Exons: 12
Coding region: 836-2716 (626 amino acids)
Source: RefSeq, a predicted model, not a curated record
CAUUGAUUGAUCUCCACUCCACUCCCCGCUGACCAGAGAAAACACCCGAUAGCGAAUGCGAGAGGGGAUUUAAAUUAGACAAAAACCGUCCGCUUUAGUUGACGGACGAGGUUGCUGUUUGCGUUUUCAUGCCGGUUGGCGUCGUGCUUGGGUUCGUGUGUCAGAGAAACGGCUCAUCGUUGGCGCUGGGCAGCGUUAGCUGAGCUGUAAUGUCAGGACUUGUUUUCUCCGUAGACAUCGCUUCCUGUUAGCCUCGGGCUCGCUGGAAAAUUGCGUUAUGUUAAUGAACGAGCAGGUAUAGUUCGCCAACACAAAACAGUAACUUUGCUGCCUGCUUUAGCCAGUUCUUCCAUCUGACUUCUAUCUUUCCUCACAAAUCUAUGCUGAUAACUUUUAUUUAAUGCCCAGUAUCCGGGUUGGUUCGCUAGCGCUUCUCAGCUAGCCAUCUUUGCUCGGGUUUUACGGCUUGAAGUGCUGAACUUGGUUGGAUUUUGAUGACAAAGAGCAAGCGGUGUUAAUUUGAUGGUUCAUUUACGUGUUUAAGACGAGCUCACUCGUGUCACAAGUGACCAUAAAAUACUUUAAUUUCAUUAACAGUGUUUACUGUGCAGAGACAAAAGGAAGAGAGGGUUUGUUCUUGAUUUUUUUUUUUUUUUGUCAAUUUAUUUUUGAGCGUACACAAAAACUAUUUUAGACAUUUUUGUCGCAAUUGUUAAACAGAAAUCACUAAGAGUAGCUGAUCUUCAGAAGUAAUUGCUAAGUUAGUAGAUAGUCCCGGAGAAGUGGUUGCAUCUCUUCAUCCAUCCAUCCAUCACCGCCCACCUCCUCUCCGGCCAUGGACCCCCCCAGGACUCGGUCGCGGUCUCGGUCUGGCUUCUAUCAUUUCUCCAUGAACGGCAGCGUUGGAGGCAACGACGGGAGCUUGAUGAACGCCAGCGGAGGAGGGGUGAGCUACCCGCCGCCGAGUAAUCCCGGCUGGGCGCCGCACCACGGAGGACGGGGCUACCCGGAGGGCCAGCAGCAACAGUCGCUGCCGCCGCCGCAGCAGCACGCCCAGGGGAGCUACCUGUCCGCAGGGGUGCAGCGCCACUCCGCGCACGGAGCUCACAGACACCCUGGUGCAGGAGUGCUGCAUUUUCAUCCAGAUAAUUUGUGCAGUGAGGAUCGAGACAAAAUGGAGGACAGCCCAAGCCCCAAAAGGCAACGUCUUUCCCAGCAGUCCAUGUUGGACCACAGCUCGGCUCCUCCUUCCACUCCUUCCUCCCCCAUUCGGCCGUGGGAGCUGCCUCCGAGCCGCAGACCGCACCCCCACUACAUGCCCGAGAGAUGCCACACACCUGUCAGAAACCGCCGCAGUCCUCCAAUGCGACGCCAGCGUGGGCGGAGAGACCGCCUGACCCGCCACCACCACCACUAUAACGGCAACAACAAUCACCACCACCAUCACCACCCAAACAGCCACCAUCAUCACCAUCUUCACUCCCACCACGGCCCGUCGCCUGGCCAUCAGGAUGAAAACUACCGCCACCCAGCUCCUCCUCAGGGUUACCCACCCUAUAGCCAGCAACCUCCCAGAGGGCCGGGCUCUGUCUCUGAAGACCGUCCAGGUUACCAUCCCCCUAACCCCUCCCCGAGGCCUCUUCACCAGUCGCCAAACCUGUCUCCCAGGCUGUUGCACCCUGGCGCCCAUCCCGGGCACCCACAUCCCCACCCAUCCCAGCAACAGAGCAGUGGGGUCCUAGAUCUCCAGGAACAGGGUUCGGUUCCGGUAUCAUAUCCUGUGUCUCCUCCGGGUGUGCCACCUGGCCUUCCGCCUCGGUCUGCCCCGCAGCAGAUCCCAGCAUGCUCUGUGGUCUUUAGCGGGCAGCACUAUCCCGUCUGCAGUGUCCCUCCUUCUGUUCUUCAGACUUGUUCCGUUCAGCAUUUGCCCAUGCCGUACCCAUUCCCGUCAUUGCUGUCCACCGACCCAACCUUCUUGAUUCCUCCUCCUCACCUCACACACCCUCCAACGCACCUCUCCCACCACCCGCCUCACUUGCCGCAGCCGGCGCAGUUCGGACCUUAUCCGACGCAGCAGGCUCGAUCGCCUUUACAGAGGAUAGAAAAUGAUGUGGAGCUGCUGGGGGAGCAUCUGUCUCUGGGUGCUGGGCUUCACUACUCCCCGGCCACACACCCAGCCCUCACCCCACACUCGACGCCUCUCCACUUCCUCUCCCACGAGCCCCUGGCGCAGGAGUUCUUUGGAGUGUCUUAUCCAAACUUCAUUCCUCGGCGUCUCCCAGGGCGGCGGUACCGUUCGCAACAGCUUCCACCUUCGCCUUAUCACCCCAGCCUCCUGCCUUACUUCCUAUCAAUGCUGCCAGUCCAGCCCACAGGUCCUGCAAUCGGCCUGGAGCUGGAUGUGGAUGACGGAGAAGUGGAGAAUUAUGAGGCCCUCCUGAAUCUAGCUGAGCGCCUGGGAGAGGCCAAACUCCGAGGACUGACCAAGGGGGACAUUGAACAACUCCCUUCCUAUCGAUUCAACCCAAAUAACCAUCAGUCUGAGCAAACACUGUGUGUGGUAUGUAUGAGUGAUUUUGAGUCCCGUCAACUGCUGCGAGUCCUUCCCUGCAGUCACGAGUUCCAUGGAAAGUGUGUCGACAAGUGGCUGAGGGCCAACAGGACGUGUCCUAUCUGUCGAGCCGACGCCUCAGAGGUCCAGAGAGACUCGGAGUGACCACAAGAGGGAGCUGUACACUUCCUGCUGUCGGAUUAACACAUCUAGCACUGCCUGCUCCUGAUAAAUUGAUGCACAUAUGCGUGCAUACACACGCAGACACAUGCAGCGUUACCUUUCAUGUUGGUGGAGCACUUUAUUCUCCAUAGUUGUUUCUUUCUUUAAAAGUUUACAUCGUGCAUUUGAUGUUUUCUUUAACCAGAUAACUUGUCACACUCCUUUCCUUUCUGUACAUGCACACAGGUCCUCACGUUUAAGUGAAUGACCCAACUUCCUGCAAUAGUGUGUGUGUCUGCAUACAUACCACAUCUGUGCAAACAUUGGUCUGUAAUGCAGGGCUUUGGUACGUGAGUGUGUUGUCAGUGUGUGUUUGUGUGUGUAGGUAUGGGAGGGAUUUUGGGUAUCUUGGAGCAUGCAUGAGUUGUUCUUCUGUACUGGACAAAAGUAACGAGUUGAGAUUUUCUUUUUGCUCUCAUGAUUGAAUUUUCUCCCUGUUUAUAUGUUUAUGAACUGUCUGUAUGCAUACUCUGUGUGUAUGUAUGUUAUAGACUUUUCUCUAGUUUGACACUAAUGGUCCAUGCUGCCGCUGUAUCUCUCAGUUGCCUGUUUGUAUUAUUAUUAUUAUUAUUAUUAUUAUUAUUAUUAUUAUUAUUGGUUUUUCUGCCUGUCAGUUACCUCAUCAUUCCGUUCUCAUUAAAAGUGCUUCAUAGCACCACUUUCACAUUUAACAAAUAUAUUUUCCUUUCUUUUCAUUUCAAAGAAAGUUUGUGGUUUGCAGUGGCACAUGUUGCAUAUAUAUAUAUAUAUAUAUAUAUAUAUAUAUAUAUAUAUAUACUGUAAAAAUCUAUGAAUAUCUAUAUACCAAAUAAAAUGCUUGAUAUGAAAUUUUUAAA